This is a messenger RNA of Patiria miniata (bat star), 2315 nucleotides long. Its product is annotated as F-box/WD repeat-containing protein 7-like. The transcript is spliced from 2 exons. The record is from RefSeq and is a predicted model, not a curated record. The coding region runs from base 111 to 1634 and encodes 507 amino acids. Lineage: Eukaryota; Metazoa; Echinodermata; Asteroidea; Valvatida; Asterinidae. Gene Ontology annotation, molecular function: protein binding.
CGCUACUUUGAACCUGUAUUGUAGUGUUGGCUGUUUAACAAGCAAAAAUCUCUGCACGUAUCGUUUUUAUUAAGCUUGUGCAUGGAAAACUGUGUGCAGGACGUGGCGCAAUGGCGUUGUCAGUUCCGACAAAAGACCCUUUUUCUAACCUGCCGAAUGAGUUGAAGGUUCUCGUACUUCAACAUCUUUCAGCCAAAGACCUGUGUCACGUGGCAUUAUGUAAUCGAUCAUGGAGAGAAGCCACCAAUGACGAUGCUCUAUGGCGCCCUCUUUGCCGAGAGAAGCGAUGGGAGAAGUUUGAUGCAGUCGUUGAUCUUUGUAAAGAACCCCCGUUCAUACCUUCAUCAACUCAACAUGGCGGGGAUGGGGGCGUUGGGGACAGUGUCACCUUUGCCUUUGAUUCGGUUGUCACUGGUUCAAACUGGCCAGGGUUGGUGAAUACAUGCAGAUGGAAGGAGAUAUACAUGAAGGCACGACAUCUUGAAGGUAAUUGGAAGAACAAUCGGUAUCACGUUGUUUCGUUCGAGUUUGGCUCAGCUGGCUACAGUGGGUCCAUGUAUGAGAGCUCUGAACCUGAGUUGACAGUAUGCAGCCUUGCUGGUGAAGGGAAUAGUCUUGUCGGUGGUUUCUCGAAUGAUACUUUGCAUAUCUGGGAUACCACCUGCGGAACACGUCGACAUAUCAUCAAAGUGGGCAUCAGUAAAGGCAAACAAGCACUGAAAAUGAAGAAUGGCAUCAUAGCUGCAGGAUGCAUGGAUGGAGAGAUUCGUACCUACUGCGCCCAGACUGGAGAGCAGCUGCAAGUCAUGUCGGGGCAUCGUUUGGAGGUGUUUCGUCUCUUCUUCGAUGGUGACACUAUCGUGAGUAUUGCAGGGGAGUCAAACAUGGAUAGGGAGGUAUGUGUUGACAGUGAUAUACGGGUCUGGAAUGCCAUAGAAGGUUCAUCUCGUUUCGUCUUUGAGAGCACCUCCGAUGAUGUCCAACUUGUUUACGUGGACUAUCUUGACAAGACAGUUGCAGGUGCUUACAGCGACCGUAAGAUUCGCUUAUGGGAUGCACAGAGUGGUGUCUGUAAGCAGACAAUUGUCAGUGAUGCCAAUGACAUGAUUUCCUGUCACCUUGGGGACGGCAUCGUGAUUAGUGCCAAUUGGGGACACGUCAUGGAAAUAUGGAAUGUUGAAUCCGGGGAGUGCAUCAGACACUUUGACGUGCCUGGUGUGGACUUUGAGGAUUACGACCGAGAUGAUAAAUCUUGCUCAAUUGAGUUCAACGGCGAAUUCCUCCUCGCCACAUCGGAUUCCUCAAACGUCAGAUUGUUCAGGCUCGACGGCAAAUUCAUUGGCGACAUCAAAACGGCGUACCCUCGUGAAUAUUACUAUCUCUGCAUCCGUUGUGUCCUUUGCAAUAAGUUUAUUGCGUCUGAUGAGGUUUCCGGAGGCUUGAUGUACCUGUGGAGCAUCGACAACCUUGAUGGUUUACAGAUGAUCAAACGAUUGAGAGAGUGCAUGUAUGACGAUCAGGCUCCUGUUGACUAUUCAGCAGCGUGGAUGAACGAGACAAAACUUGCAUUCGUUUAUUAUUUUGGAUUGUAUGAUAACAAAGUACCAAAGAUCGUUGUUCACCAUUAUUGGUGAAGCGUUACACGUGAAGGAUAGUCACUUUAGGGACUAUAGGGCCAUGUACACAAUAGACAAAGACACUACAAAGACACUAUCCACCAGUUUAGUGACGUAAUAGCCGAACGCUUCCUCUUGUCAUUCCCUUGAUCAUCAUAGAAGACAAUGUCGCUGGCCGGAUUGGUUCAUGCAUUCUAGAAAUGAACAGCGCCCACAAAGCGUAAUUUUGAGAAAGUCAAUCCAAAUGUAUGUGUUCCACGCAUUGUGCUGCCUCCCUUCAAUGCUCCCGUCUGCGCAUGCGCGCGCGCCUAAUUGUCGGAUUUAAGUUGAAGUGGUAUAUGUUCGGAAAAUGUACUGGCUACGCUAAUAUAUAAGUUAAGUUAGCGGGUUUCGUAAAAUGUGUGUGUUAAUAGUUACAAAUUUGUAAACUCCAUGGUUUUAAGGAACAUUCAAUUCACCCAAUAUUAUUUUAAUUUGUUAUUUCCUGAUAGAAUAUGGAGCAGGCGUAUGAUGUCAUCAGACCUAGAGAGAUGCACAGCAUGACCUCACUGAGAUCAAAUCUUGCAUUUACGUUUAUUGUGGGAAAAACGGCUGUGCAUACCCUCUAUGCGAAACGUUUGUUCGUCUGUGGUUAUAAUAAGCCUUUUCGGAGUUCCAACUGCGCGCAUUCGUAACCUGUGACAACGCACAUUGUUUGUC